AUGGAAGCACUCGCGGCAGUGGGACUGGCCGGCAACGUCGUUCAGUUCAUCGACUUUGCAUGCAAGCUGUUCGACCAAGCGACGUCGAUUUACCACUCGCACGCUGGAGCCUCCCAGGGCGCCCAGGACCUCGAAUCCAUCACGCAAAACUUACAGAACCUCAGCGCAAACCUCUCUCAGGGCACUCGGAAUCGCCUUCAUCGGCAAAGUUCCGCUUCGCACGAUCAGGAGACAGCGUUGAGGAAACUCGCUCGAGACUGUGAGGCUGCAGCGAAUGACCUACUCUCAGCCUUGCAGGGAUUAAAAGCGAAGAACCCCGACUCGAAAUGGAGCAGCUUUCGUGCUGCACUUGCAAGUUCUUGGAAGGAAUCCCGAAUAGACGCGCUGGAAAAGCGAUUGAAUGCGUAUCGCUCCCAGCUCAUCAUCCAAUUACAGCUGAAGAUGAACAGCGACGAAAGCUCGAAUGUACUCGGUCUUCUGGAUGAGCUCAAUGAUAGAAGUCGGCGAAUGGGCGCUGCUAUGGCGGACCAGAUAUUCAGCUUGAGGAGCGAGGUCCAACAUGCCGUCAAGAUGUUGAGGGAAGACUUAGCCCACCAGAAAUCACGCAAGUCCAGAUUCGUUACGAUACCAUGGAAGGUGCAAGACAGUUCGAGCGUAGACGUCUCUGCUCUCGCUACCUCGCUCAUCCAAAGUGAGACGUCCGGUACAAACAUGGUCGUCUCCUUGGCCUUGCUAGACAGCCUCACGUUCGAACAGAUGGACUUCCGGCACUCCAAAAUCCAUGAGGCACACCCACAGACCUUUGCUUGGAUGUUCGAGAACAGUUUCAAGCGAUGGUUGCAAUCAUCCGAGCCCAUUUUCUGGAUCAGCGGCAAGCCAGGGAGCGGCAAAAGCACCCUGAUGAAAUACCUCGUGGAUAAUCGGGAGACGCACAUCCUGCUUCGUCAGAGGUCGGGCCUGGAGAAACAAGUCGUCGCGAGCUACUUCUUCUGGAUCAACGGCACCGAGCUGCAGCGCUCGCAGGAGGGACUGCUUCAAUCGCUCCUUUACGAGCUCCUUCGCCAGUGCCCUGAUCUGAUCGAGCCUGCUUUACCAGACGCAUGGAGAGCGAUGGCUUCGAUUGUUUCGGAGGGCAAGUCUACUCGGUAUACCUGGAAGAGAGCUGAUCUCCUGGACGCUUUUAGACGACUGGCUACUCUUGACACGGCUGGAACACGAUUUUGCAUCUUCAUCGAUGGACUGGACGAAUACCAGGGCGACCAUGACGAACUCAUCGAUACCAUCCGACGCCUAACAAAGAUGAACGUUAAGAUGUGCGUAGCAAGCCGACCCUGGAACGUCUUCGAGGCCGCUUUUGGACAAGAUACAGACUGUAAGCUCUAUCUACAAGACCUCAACAAGGCCGACAUCAAACUGUACGUCGACGACAAACUACGACUCCGACCCGAAUUCCAAGCCCUGCAAAUCAGUACCGGAAAAGCCGAUGAGAUCAUCAACGAGAUUAUCGAGAAGUCCCAAGGCGUCUUUCUCUGGGUCUUCCUCGUAGUCCAGUCACUCAUCGAAGGACUAAGGAACCAUGACCGGCUCUCACAACUACAAAAGCGGCUCAGGGACUUCCCUAGCGACCUCCACAAAUUCUUCGCUCACAUCUUUCGGUCACUUGAUCCUACCUAUAGGAUACAGACCGCACAUAUGUUCCAAGUCGCACUCGCCGCUCCCGAGCCGUUGUCACCGCUUACCUAUUGGUUUCUGGAUGAGGCAGAAGAUGUGCCAGAUAUAGCUUUGUGCAUGCCCAUUCGACCAUUGACGACACGCGAUCUCAGUUCCCGAAUCACAGAAAUCAAGAUUCGCAUCAACGGUCGGUGCAAAGGCCUGCUAGAACUUACCACUACCUCGUCACAUGCGGGCAUAUCGAUAUCAUGUGUAGACUUCCUCCAUAGAACAGUCAAGGACUUCUUCAUGACGUCGGAGAUGCAACGCACCUUCGCCAACUGGCAGCACCAAGACUUUGACCCUGAUUUUGAGAUUUGCAAAGCUUCAUUGGCGGAGCUGAAGUUUACGGAUUGGAGUGAUCCCUCAGAGGUACCCUCUACACGCGUUUUCCUCCGCGCGGCGAAGGAGUAUGAGUCAAAACAUCGAGAGACUCCAAUGGCUUAUCUCGAACACCUGGAACGUACCGUCAAGAGGAACGUCGUUCUUCCCCCUAAACAAAACGAAAGCUAUUUCCUAGAUAUCGCCAUAACGAGUGACCUUCUCGUCUAUGUCCGCGUCAAACUCAACGCGCUUUCCAAGUCUCUCACAAAGGACGCAAAACUCGAAUUGCUUCAUCCCCUUGGUAACAGGAGCCUCGAAAUGAUAUGUCUUAUUCUCGCCAUCGGCCCGCCUCUCGAUAUUGAUCUUCGGCUUCAGGGGGAACUCUUGGAACAGUUCAAUAAAAGGGUGCUCCAGCACGAUGCAGUACUGAUGUGUAUGAAAGAGAUGUGCAAAUAUUCGUCGUUCGCGAUGCGGGAGAGCGGGGAUCGGUUUCUAUCCAGGCAACUUGACGAUUACCUGAGGGGCAAGCUUUCGCCUGCAGAGAUGGACGAGAUGGUAAAAGCUAAUCGGCCUGCGCGGAUGGACGAGCUGGCAAAAGCCAAUCGUGAAAAGAGAUCGCCCAGAAACCUUUUCCGAAAACUCUUGCGGUGA
This is a messenger RNA of Trematosphaeria pertusa, 2685 nucleotides long. RefSeq lists its product as uncharacterized. The record is from RefSeq and is a predicted model, not a curated record. Bases 1 to 2685 code for a protein of 894 amino acids. The transcript is spliced from 2 exons. Lineage: Eukaryota; Fungi; Ascomycota; Dothideomycetes; Pleosporales; Trematosphaeriaceae.